AUGAUCAUACCAAUGCUCAAGAAUCUCUCAACAGACCAGAAACAUUACGCUAAAAUUGAAACUCUGAAUGCACUUACCAGAGCAACUAAAUAUUCACCACAAAAUUUUAUACCGCCUAGAGUCAGAUCCGCUAUGUCUCAAUAUCAAUCAUCAUCAUCAUCGUAUUCAUCUUACAACCCAAAUACGCCAUCACCCUACUCAAAUACUAUCCGUCAAUCUCCUUCUCCCCAAAUUUACCAAUACUCACCAUCUUUUCCUCAAUCUCCGCCUGAUCCGUCUCCUCAAACACAAUACACACCAUCUCGUAAUUCAACUGUCAUUCCUCAAUCUCCACCUGAUCCGUCUCCUCAAACCCAAUACACACCAUCUCGUAAUCCAACUGUCAUUCCUCAAACUCCGCCUAAUCCGUCUCCUCAAACCCAAUACACACCAUCUCGUAAUUCAACUGUCAUUCCUCAAUCUCCGCCAGAUCCGCCUCCUCAAACCCAAUACACACCAUCUCGUAAUUCAACUGUCAUUCCUCAAUCUCCGCCUGAUCCGUCUCCUCAAACCCAAUACACACCAUCUCGUAAACCAACUGUCAUUCCUCAAUCUCCGCCUGAUCCGUCUCCUCAAUCCCAAUACUCGCUGUCAAAUUUUCCAAAUACUUCAUUUAAUCAUUCUACAUUCGUAGUAGAGGGGAAUGGUUUUGACAUGAAAGAUUAUAUUUUAUUUAAAUAA
Molecule: messenger RNA, 720 nt
Organism: Parnassius apollo (apollo)
Lineage: Eukaryota; Metazoa; Arthropoda; Insecta; Lepidoptera; Papilionidae
Source: the annotation of a GenBank genome assembly